Messenger RNA from Phaethon lepturus (White-tailed tropicbird), 1242 nucleotides. RefSeq names its product raftlin family member 2 (gene RFTN2). Lineage: Eukaryota; Metazoa; Chordata; Aves; Phaethontiformes; Phaethontidae. Bases 268 to 1242 code for a protein of 324 amino acids. The transcript is spliced from 5 exons. The record is from RefSeq and is a predicted model, not a curated record.
CUAACAUUGCUGUGAAAUCAAGCCUAAUCUUAACCAAGUUCGUAGCUUGAAAUCGUCAUGGUCUUACUGUUUCUAUACAAAAAAUGAAUGGAAGGUGCCUUUGCUUUUUGGUUUGGGAAACGGACUUUUUCUGUGCUUGGAUUUAUGGCUAAUAGAAAACAAAAUCAAAGGGAAUUAUUUGGUUACUUUUUUCCCCUGUAGUGAGAGCGACAGAUCUUGCUGCUCCCCCCACCUCUUCCUGUGACUUAAUCAUUUGCAGAUCUUGCCAUGGGGUGCGGACUGAGAAAGCUGGAAGACCCAGAUGAUAGCAGCCCUGGAAAAAUCUUUUCUACAUUGAAGAGACCACAAGUUGAAACAAAGACGGAUUCUGCUUAUGAAUAUGUAUUGCUGGAUUUUACUUUAGAAGCUUCCUCAAAUCCAGAAGUUAUCAAGAUCAAUUCUGUGUUGGAUAUAGCAUCUAAGGUGGAAGAAUAUUACAGCAAAGGAUAUGUUGUAGGAGCUGUUCAUCCUAUUAUAUUGCCAAUUGGACAUAGAAGGAAUUUUCCUGCAAGUCACAUGUAUCGAGUGGUACUUUCACGAUUAAAAUUAAGCCAGAAGCAUGUAGCACCCAGAGGACAAAGGCACCCCAGGCUGGUGAUUGAGGAAUGUCCUUUAAUGUAUGAAACAUUGACAAGUGAGGUGGUGAAAGAACUAUUAGAAAAGGUUAAUGAAGCUGCUAAAAGAGGAAAGAAGUUUGUGGGAUUUGUAAUGCAACAUUUUCCUCAACCUAAAGCCUGUAAUGGAACAAGCACAGAUGGAAGUACAGAGCUGGAAUCAGUGCUGGGCAGAAGAAAUAGGGAACACAGAAGAAAAAAUUCUGAUGAAAACUAUAAAAACUGGAAUGAAGGGACAUUGAGUGGUCACUCAUCUGAGAGUGGGAUAGAGGAAGAAAUGCAAGGAGACAGUGGUCUGUUACAGGAUGCAGAUUUCCAGUUUGGAAAAGAAGUCAGCUCUGUUAAACCACGAAAAGGAGACGACAAGCUCUACACAGUCUUCAAUGUUUUCGAUGAUGAUUCUACCUGCUGGACCUAUCAUGAAGGUGUUUUGUCUAUGAAAGUAACAAGAAAGGGGCCAGUUAUUAGUACACUGGAAGCAGACUGGCUAGAAUUAACCACAUUUUAUUAUAAACAAGGAUUGUCUUUAAUUGAUUCUUUUGUACAGUGGGAAACUUCUAAAGGUGAGUACUGUCCCAGGAUAUCUUGA